AGUUCAACUUGUAGCGCAUACGCAAGUCACUGCCACUCGAGCACAGAUCGAUCUGAUUCACGGAUUCCCAACACGCAUCGGAAUGGAGUAAUAGCGCAAAUAUAGGAAAUAUGCCAACGGCUAGUGUUUAGUUGUUGAUAUUCUUGGGCGUGGAACUGAGGUCCGUAACACUUCUCGCAGAGCUGCCUCAAGAUAAACGUGCCAAUUAUUUAUGGUGACGAAGCCCUCUAACCAACGUAACAAUGUCUGCGUCCAAAACCCAGAAGUUCUACAAGUUGGAUAUAAACCGGACGGAGUGGGAGAUUCCCGAGAUAUAUCAGGAUCUGCAGCCCGUCGGCUCGGGGGCCUAUGGACAGGUGUCGAAGGCACUGGUUCGGGGCACCAACAUGCAUGUGGCCAUCAAAAAGCUGGCCAGGCCCUUCCAAUCCGCCGUGCAUGCCAAACGGACGUAUCGGGAACUCCGAUUACUGAAGCAUAUGGAUCAUGAGAAUGUUAUCGGUCUGCUGGACAUAUUUCAUCCACAUAAGCCGAAUACCUCGCUAGAGAACUUCCAGCAGGUGUACUUGGUUACCCAUUUAAUGGACGCCGAUCUGAAUAACAUCAUACGAAUGCAGCACCUGUCCGACGAUCAUGUUCAGUUUUUGGUAUACCAAAUACUCCGCGGAUUGAAGUACAUUCACAGUGCCGGAGUGAUUCACCGCGAUCUAAAGCCCUCGAACAUUGCCGUCAAUGAGGAUUGCGAGCUGCGCAUUCUAGACUUCGGAUUGGCACGUCCCACGGAGAACGAGAUGACAGGAUAUGUUGCCACGAGGUGGUACCGCGCCCCCGAAAUAAUGCUCAACUGGAUGCACUACAACCAGACAGUGGACAUUUGGUCGGUGGGCUGCAUCAUGGCAGAACUCAUUACAAGGCGCACUCUUUUCCCGGGCACCGAUCACAUUCACCAGCUCAACCUAAUCAUGGAAAUGCUCGGCACUCCGCCGGCCGACUUUAUGAAAAAGAUCUCAUCGGAGAGCGCUCGUUCUUACAUUCAGUCACUGCCGCCAAUGAAAAGGCGCAAUUUCAAAAAGGUGUUCGAGAACGCCAAUCCGCUGGCUAUCGAUCUGCUGGAGAAGAUGCUUGAGCUAGAUGCCGAGAAGCGGAUCACGGCCGAGGAGGCUUUGAGCCAUCCGUACCUGGAAAAGUACGCGGAGCCCAGCGAUGAGCAGACUUCGCCGCCUUACGAUCACAGCUUCGAGGACAUGGAUCUGCCGGUGGACAAGUGGAAGGAGCUGAUCUACAAAGAGGUUACAAACUUUAAGCCUCCUCCAUCGUUUGCUCAGGUUCUGAAGGAUGUCAAGUGAAAUUAAAACCCACCAAAAAGGACUUUAAGUAUUAAACAGGGCGACUUAUUUUUUAUACCGAUUUAUAUGUAUUUACCUUUGUUUAAAUUAUGCCUUUUGUACUCAAACGUAGCAAUUUCUAGCUUUGACUAAUAUUAUUGUUUUGUACAUUGUUUUACCAAUUUGUUACGUUUUGCAACUAAUACUGUUUUUCUAUAUUGUAAAAUAAAUUUGUUUGCUAAACCAA
Molecule: messenger RNA, 1569 nt
Organism: Drosophila ficusphila
Lineage: Eukaryota; Metazoa; Arthropoda; Insecta; Diptera; Drosophilidae
Gene: p38a
Product: mitogen-activated protein kinase p38a
Exons: 2
Coding region: 243-1343 (366 amino acids)
Biological process (GO): protein phosphorylation; intracellular signal transduction
Cellular component (GO): cytoplasm; nucleus
Molecular function (GO): ATP binding; MAP kinase activity
Source: RefSeq, a predicted model, not a curated record